AUGCGGCCUUGGGCAGUGACCCCGGGCCGCGCCGUGUUGGCGCUCGGGGCCUGCGUUGCCCUGGGUGCAGGCCUUGCUGUUGCGGUAAUGUAUUGGCAACAGCGGAGACGCAAGGGCACGGCGGAGCAGCGAGCGCUGCACCGUGGGCGUCGUCGUCGCAAUUGCCCCUCCUCCCCCACCUCCACCACCUCGUUAUUCUCCUUUGCAAGCGAGUCCAAUCAUGACGCCAAAGGCCUCAGCGAUCGGCACGCACACCUGGCAAGCGACGCCGUCGAGCAUGCUGCGAGGCUCAUUCCACGCCGUGACACGCACCAAUGGGCUGCGAAUGUGAUCAUCGCAACCAGCAGUGAGGACUCCCCGGCUGAUGAUAGCAGCCCAGAGCCCCUUUUUGAUCUAUCUGAGCUUUCGCGCGCGCGCCUCUCCCCAACUCGUAUGCAGCAACGUCGCCAGCAAGCCGCGAUUCGCGCGGCGCUCGUGCAGCGGCCUUCUGAACCCAAGAUGCUGCGACCAUCGCCUCGAUCCACUCACGCAAGUCGAUUGCCUCGGCACGACGAUGAGCGAAGCCAGGGUUCCGCCGCCAGCCACGAGAGCACUGCCCUGACGCCCGUGCCCGUGGCUCUGGUCGCAAACAUUGCCGUCCCCGCCUUGGCCGGCCCCUCGGCGGCCCCUGGGGCCGCCUCCUUGUCCAACCCCUCUGCUGCCCCCACUGUUGCCCCUGCGCCACCGGGCUCAUCUGCCAGCUUGAUGCUGUCUUCAGAUCCCCAUGCUUAUGAUCAUGUUGAAGACACCCAUCUCCACGUUCCCGGGCCUAAAACCGGUGGCAACAACUUUGAAGCUGAGGCCGCAAGGUCCGAGGCCAGCUCUAUUGAGGGCGUCUCCCAAGCCUCCGGCUCGGAUGCGCCCGACUCAAACGUCUUGGCCUUGAAUACCACCAUCCAACUCUGGAUCCAGCACGUAGUAGCUAGUCUGGAUGACCCCGAAACGGACGGCCAACCGACAGUACCUCUCACCAGCUUGCUGACCGACGCAUUGCAGGAGUGCUGUGACACCCCUUUUGCUCCUGGAGACCCUCUCAAGGUGCUGACUGAGGCCAAUUUUGAUACGAAAAAGCUUCAAUCAUUUUUCAAGGAGAAAGAGAACCGCAAGCUCAUUGCUCGUCGAGUCUGCAAGAUGCUGCUGUUCAACGUGCUCACGCUCAGAAGCAAACAGGACGUGGACGGCGUGAUUCGUUCCUCAGUUGGCAAAUUCACCCAUGCUGUCUUUGGACGACGUAAGGACCACGCCAAGGGCCUGGCUGAACGCAUCGGCGUUCCCCGUCCUCAGCUUUUACAGCAAAUGGAGGAGGAGCACAAAUCCGUUGCACUCUUCGAGGUGGACGGCUACCAGACGAGCCCUCAGAUUGAGUGGCAGAUUGUGUAUGGCCAACGCAAGCAUAUGGCCCGCGGUGACUCGAGCGACAUCUACACAGUCUUCUCGCAGGCCCAGGAGCGCAUGGAAGGGGCCGGUUUCGAGCCUCGCAUGGCCAGCAAGACGGCCAAAGCCCUCCAGUUUGAAGAAGUGCUGGCCCUGCGCCUGUACACGGGUCCCAUGUACUCACAGUACAACAAGGUCCUUCGUGAGGGCGGCCGCGGCCACGGCCAGCAACGCUACACCGCAACCAUUCACUGCAUUUACAGCGGUCUGCUCAAGAUUGCCCGUGCCACUCGACCAACGACCACAUAUCGGGGCGUGGGUAAUCUUGCUCUUCCGCGCCAGCUCUAUGUGCCCCGCAAAAAGUCUCACGACGUGGCGGAGGGCAUUGUUGAGCUCGGCUUCAUGUCGUGCACCACUUCAAUCAAACAAGCUCUUGCCUUUACCAAGACCUGCGAUGGUAGCGGUAUGAAUGGCAUCCUCUUGGAGUGCAAGGCUUCCUCUUUUCAGGGCGGGGCCAAGAUCAGCUGGCUCUCGCAGUUUCCAAACGAGGACGAAGUGUUGUUUCCCCCAUUGUGUGGCCUUGAAUUAGACGGCGAGCCAAAAAUGAGCGACAAUCGUCUCUGCCUUUCCCUGCGUGUCUCACUCAGUACCAACAGUGAUACGCUGGACCAGGUCGUGGGCAAGCGCCACUUGGUCCUCAUGACCAUGCUACAAGGCUUUCUCGCCGAGCUGGAGGGUGAAAACCCUGACAACCCCUCCCUCAAGGAAUUUCGGGAUCAUAUUGCCAGGGUGAACCGCGAGAAACCCGCUCUUUACAACAACGAUGUUGAGUUUCUGCGGGCCGUCAACGACGCCGUCACCCUCAAGCAGGGCGUUGCCAACAAGCCUGGUGUGCUGCGACGCUUUUCUCAGAACCUGGGGCCAGUCCUUGUUUUGGCUAAACAACUGUGCACCCACACGGGCCUUGAGCCGCUCCUCCGCAUUCAAAGCGAUCUCGAGCAGACGGACACUCGAACGUUUGCCCAGCCGCACUUUGACCAGCAAAUUCAGCUGCGAUUGCGCCGCCUCCGACUGGCCCUUAGUCUGCACCCUGCUGCUUCCCAGGACUUGCAGGUUGUUGAAAAUCCAAUGUCAAAGUUACCCGCAGUCUUGGCCCAAAGCUUGGCUGAAACAGCGCCGGAUUUGCUCGUGCACGCGGCUUUGCUGGAAACCACGCUUGAGCGACAGGACACCGGCCCCCUGACCAUGCUAUCUACGGACCUGCCCCAGGGAUUUGACCCAGGCAUCUUGGCCGUGCUGGGCGUUGCUAUGGAGCGCUUUGAUACGCUCCCCCUUGAACCCGUGCUCAAGGAUGACCUGUUUUUGCGCUUUGCCGUGGACACCGAUUUGGCAACACAAACUCACAACGUGCGCCUGCCCCCGCUCAAGACGCUUGCAGAGGCCAAACUGGCGGCUGCGAUUCUUGCAUGGUCGCAUCGCCAGGAUGCUUUGACUCACAUCAAGGUGGGCGGCGUUUGCCUCCCCUUGGCCAAGCUGCAAAGCAAGACCUUUGAGGAGUGGGACUUGUCUGGCAAGAGCCUGGAUCGUGUGGGUCUGUGCUUUAUCCACGCGUACUGUAAGAUGAUGGACUUUGAGAUCCACGGCCUUCUUAAUGUGUGGACCAACCAGCUGGAUGAUGAGGCCGUCACGGAGCUUUGCAGCCUUCUCUGUUCGAGCGUGGGUCGCCAUGUCACCGUGCUUGGCAUGGGUAACAAUCAAGUGACCGAGGCAUCGGGGCAGACGCUGAUGCGCAUGUUGAGCCAGCGCCCUGAUAUGGAGAUGCUGGACGUGCGUGACAACCCAGUGUGGGGUGUCGAGUGCAUUAGCGAAGCCUUUGAAACCGACCUUGUGAAUGCUUUGCCCUUGACGUCGCGCAUCGAGUUUGGUUCCACCGGCUCGAUCACUCGCCGCAUCAUCAAGACGUGUUUGGGCGAUGUUAUUCGCCUUCAGACGACGGGACACGGCGUGUCUGACUCUUAA
Molecule: messenger RNA, 3432 nt
Organism: Monosiga brevicollis MX1
Lineage: Eukaryota; Choanoflagellata; Craspedida; Salpingoecidae
Exons: 2
Coding region: 1-3432 (1143 amino acids)
Cellular component (GO): extracellular region
Source: RefSeq, a predicted model, not a curated record